Molecule: messenger RNA, 1032 nt
Organism: Botrytis fragariae
Lineage: Eukaryota; Fungi; Ascomycota; Leotiomycetes; Helotiales; Sclerotiniaceae
Product: putative nudix protein
Exons: 2
Coding region: 1-1032 (343 amino acids)
Biological process (GO): dGTP catabolic process
Cellular component (GO): cytosol
Molecular function (GO): 8-oxo-7,8-dihydrodeoxyguanosine triphosphate pyrophosphatase activity
Source: RefSeq, a predicted model, not a curated record
AUGAUUGGAAGAUUAGGAAAAUCUUCGUACGGUACGCUGCUUCAGUGCUCUCGAAGUAGUGUCCCAGCUCUUACCACGAAACCAAUGACCUUAAGCCACCGUCACAUUCACAUGUCACCCUCACCAUCGCUCAAAUCAUCAUCGACCACACCGCCCAUUCCCCUCGUUGGUCUUGGAGUAUUUAUCAUCCAUCCUACUCACCCGCUUUCCACGCGCGAGAAUCCUAUGUAUCUCCUCGGCGAACGCAUUAAUUCGACUGCAGCCAACACGUGGGGUCUUCCAGGCGGACACUUAGAAUUCGGCGAAACUUUUGAAGAAGGUGCAUCCAGAGAGGUUUUGGAAGAAACCGGGUUAUGUAUUCCACCCAAAGAACUGAAGUUUUUUCGCUGUAGAAACCUGAUAAUGAAGGAGGAAAAAAGACAUUUCGUGUCAGUUUUUAUGGUAGGAGUUUGGGAUGGGAAGGGGGAAGGACCAAAAGUGAUGGAGAAGGAAAAGUGUAGAGGGUGGGAGUGGGUGAGUUGGGAAGAAACGAAAGAGUGGGUUGAGCUGAAGAAUGCUGGAAGGAAGCUAUUUCCAGGGAUGGGGAGCUUGAUUAAAGAACUGAACGGCUACGACGACCUCUCAGAGGCUGAUUCGAUUCGACUUUUACUCCUCCACCCAGGCACACUAGGAUCCCCAAUUCAAAGUGAUCUCAUUCACACAUCAUUAAGUGAAUGUCGCUGCGACAUCCAUGGGAAUUGCACAGCUCUUUCCUAUGUUUGGGGCGAUGCAAAUGAUACAAUCCACAUUUUUGUUAAUGGAUUUCGAUUUGUUGUUACCGCGAAUCUCGCCGCAGCUUUACAUGAUUUGUGCGAUGAGAAGCGACAGCUACGGCUAUGGGCCGAUGCUGUUUGUAUCAACCAGAAGAACAAUGUUGAAUGCAGUCAGCAAGUUGGCUUGACGAAGGAAAUAUAUAGCUAUGCUCAGAACACAGUGGUUUAUUUAGGAGCUUUGGUAGAACGGACGAAGUGUUUAUUUGAGCUCAUGCACUAA